Molecule: messenger RNA, 2601 nt
Organism: Eimeria acervulina
Lineage: Eukaryota; Apicomplexa; Conoidasida; Eucoccidiorida; Eimeriidae
Exons: 8
Coding region: 1-2601 (866 amino acids)
Source: RefSeq, a predicted model, not a curated record
AUGAGGCGUUCUCUCUGCCUGAAGCUGCGCGUGCGCGUUCUAUUUGCAAAUGAAAGUCCGGCAGUCCGGGUUGGCGCUAAGUCCGUUUGCAGCAGCAGCAGCAACAGUGGCAGCAUCAGAGGCAGCAGCGGCAGCAGCAGGAAGAUCUACAGCCCGAAGCGAAGCUGCGUCUCCAACAACAGCAGCAGCUGCAGUGGCGAGGGCUUGAAGACGGAAAUUCUGCUUCCUCACUCUUCAGCCGCUGUACGGCAACCAGAAGGCGACGACGCCACUGCGGCUCUCCCGGUGACUCCUGCGAUCUUUGAUACUCGCAGCAGAAGCAGCAGCUUAAAAGGCAGCAGCAGUGGCAGCAGCUGUAGCAGCAGGAAAAGCAGUAGCCGCCGCAGCAGCCGCGGCAGCUGCAGCAGCGUCCGCAGCUUUAUGAGCUCCACGCUUUGCAACAGAGGCAGCAGCACAAACAGCCCCCACUCCCGAGCUUCCGCCACCAUUAGAAAUACAGGAGCAAGCGCAAGGAUGGGCACAGGGCCCCUUUGCACUGCAGCCCCUGCAGGAGGGAAGCGGGAGGAGACGCGGCUCUCCCGGCUCCUGAGCAGGAUCUUUGCUGCUACAGCGAACAGCAGCAGCAGGAGGGCCUGCCAGCAGCAGCUACUACUACCUUGUUUGAUUGGCGACCCUUUCGUCUGUCUGAAUGUUGACAGGAGGGUUGGUGUUGCUGCUGGCACUUUACUGGGGCGGCUCUCGCUCUUUUACUCGCCUGCUACCGCCUCCCAGCAGCAGCAACAGCAGCAGGAUGAACAGCAGGAAGGCCUUAUAAGAGGGGAGGUGCUGCUGCCUCAGGCAUACAGCGACGACGGCGUGGCGAUGUGCUGGACAGACACCACGUACCUCACGGCAGUGAUAGGAGCAGCAGAUCUGGUGCAGUGGAAGCUGCCGUCGCUGCGGUGUAUGGGGAGCGAGCAGCUGUCCUUGUUUGCCAGUCGCAGCGCCUUCAACUCUGUAACGAUGAAUAUGAGGCUGCUGCGGCGGUGCCGCGAGUCGGGGCAGCUGCUGCUGCUGUACAAACACUGCAGCAGCGACCUCGCCGCAAUGAUACUGUUCAAGCUUCAGCAUCAGCCAAGUUCUCAAGAUGACUCAACAUCCUCUCCUGCACCCCUGAGCGAAGAGAGGAAACAGCUACAAAAGGCAUGGGCAUGCGCUCUGGCAGCAGGCGUAUGCACACUCGACGAGCAGCAGCAGCAGCAACAGUUGCAGCUCACUCCCACACAUAGCGCCUGUCUCCUCGGCACGGGCGCCGCCUGCAUAAUGGACCUGAAGGAGGGCAAUUUGUAUGAGCGGUACGAGGCGCAGUACUUCUGCAGAUUAUGGCGGAGUGUAGAGGCGGCAAAUCUGACGGCUUUGGACUUCAACGGUGACUUCGUGCUCUGCUGCAGCAGCGACGCAUCAGCAAAUACGCGCUGGUUGUUGGUUGUUGAUGCACGGGGCGCCUCUAGACUUGUUGAGGAGAGUCAUGGUUGGUGUGCUGCUCGUCGCAGUUACAUGGAAGAGUUUUUGGUUCAUCGGCAGGCAGCGCCUCGGCAUCUCCAUCAGGCAUGUUUUUCCUCUCGUUUCUUCUUGGUAGUUGCUGGCGACAAAGCCAUUGCUGUCUUUGACUUGCGCUUGUCUUUCUUUAAAUACUACGCCUCCCGCGCGCGCGCCCUGGGGCUCUGCAGCAGCAAAUCCGCAGCAGCAGCGGAGGCAGCAGCAGCUGCCUUCAGCUGCUGUGCAGGCACUUGCGAUAAUUACAAGGGCACGGACUCUCAGCAGCAGCAACAUUCUGCAGCAGCAUCUGGCUCCGGCUCAACCUCUCGGCUGUUGAGGAGGCAAGGCGGCCUUGCUGCUUCCGCGGAGGGUUGGGAUUCGCAGCGUCCUGAGGGCUCCACAGCAGCAGCAGGAGCAGCAGCAGCGGCAGCGGCAACGGACUCGCCGCUGCAGUCGCUUCCUCUUUUGUUCUUGCGGUGUCUACAGAACGGCGCCGCGCUGAGGCCCAAAGAGAAAAACAAAAGAAAGCGGCUGAAUUCCAAUCUUUUAAGGCGAUUCCUUGGAAGUGUUGGAGUUGCAAAGGUCAAGAAAGGCCAAUGCUUGGCUCUGGAUGCACCGGAAGCAGCUGCAGCAACAGCUGAAGCAACACCAGCAGCAACAGCAGGACGCGGUGGAGGCCUUUCACAGAGCCCCAAGGCAGGCGGCAGCGCUGCUGGAGCAGACGAUGAACUGCUGCUGCAUGUACUUGGCGCUGACGGGGCAGCAGAAGGGACCCAUCCUAACACUAGCCGCAGCCCGGAUCCCCAGCUGCCGCAGCAACAGGGCCAGCAGCAACAGCAGAACGAUGUGCAUUAUCCGUUCUUUUUGUUCGAACGCACCCUGUUGGCCUUCCGCGUGGCCGACGCGUUUUUCAGGUUUUGUUCAUUGCUUCUGCAGCAGCAGCGGCAGCAGCAACAGCGUAGCAGCCUUUACGCUGAAGACGCAGCAUCAGCAGCAGCAGGAGGGGCGGCCAAGCCUCCGGACCCUUCGUUUGACAAGCCCUUCGUCAGUAGCUGUUGUUCGGCCUGCCUGCUGUUUUGUUGA